AAUAACUAAUAAUAUUGUUCAUGUGGUGACGAACUGCUGUGAUCCAGAGUCCGUGUCUCAGUGUCGGUCACUGUUCCUCUCCUCCUCAUUAGUUUUCAUCAGAGCUCAUCAGUGUGAUGUCGGAGUUGCAUAAGGUUCUUCGUUUAUGAGGCGCGUGCACGGCUGCUUCUAUUUUCAGUUGCCGAAGUUGACGGGAGGGGCGUGCGCGUCCACAGAACCGUGAGCACCAUGACUAUACCGUGAUCCUCCCGUGCCGGCGCCGCGCAGCGUGCGUGUAUUUACCAGCUGUAGCCGUAGUAGCGCAGCCCGGGUCCCGCACCGCAAACACAUGAGUGGGCUGGGCCGGGAGUGACCCGGGCCGCGGGCCAAUGACGGUCCGGUAAAGCCAUCACUGGCUAAAACGUUUGGCCAAUGGCGCGCUUCGCCGACAGGCCUGCAGCCAAUGGGAUGGGCGCAAAGCGUGAGCACGUGGAUCCGCGCACAUGUUGACGCUCGUAAAGUGUGGAGAGGAGGAGAGAGCGUCGGUGAGCGGCCGGGUGGAGGGAGACGGAGGUACGGAGUCAGAAGGAGAGACCGAGGGAAGGAGAGACGGAGAGGUUGUUGCCCCGGCGCUGCUGCCCCAGCUGCGGACUCAGCCCUCACCCAUCUGUCGGUGAAAGCACGGGACAGAGAGAGAGAGAGAGAGAGAGGCAGCGUUCAGGCAGCGGCUGUUUUUAUUCUCACAAUUCUGACGCGAUGCAGUCUCAGGGCAGCACCUCCUCCCAGCCCUCCUUCGACUCCCUGAGCUCCAGCGACAGCCUCCUCCUCAGCGACUCAGAUCAGGUGGAGGACGACGCCGACGUCUUCCUGACGGACAGCCCGUCCACGGGCGGAGCCGCCGCCACCGAUGCCGGCAGUGGAGACGUGGGGUCGGAGAGUCCCGGGUCCCAGUGGAUGUGCGACGGCUCGACAGAUAAGGAGGAGGAGGAGGAGUCGUCGUACGGGCCGCGGAGUGGAGUCAAAGGAGGCGACGCGGGUCUGGAGGAGGCCGGUCAGGUGACCAAAUCAGAAGGAGAUCUGAUCUUUGCCCAGAAGUGCGCGGAGCUGCAGGGCUUCAUCCGACCGCUGCUGGAGCUGCUGAAUGGACUGAAGAAGGGCCGGUUUGAACGAGGUCUGAGCAGUUUCCAGCAGAGCGUCGCCAUGGAUCGGAUCCAGAGGAUUGUGGGGGUUUUACAGAAACCUGACAUCGGGGGGAAAUACCUGAACAUUCUGCUGCAGGUGGAGAUGAUGCUGAAGAUGUGGUUCCCUCAGAUCCCCACCCGACCGGCCUCCGCAGCCUCCACUCUGGGCUCCGCCCCUGCCCUGACGCACCAAGGCACAUCCACCUCCACACCACCACACAAGCACAGGGACCAGCGCCACAUACCUGUCAAGAAGCGAAGGCUCAGCUGGACAGGUACGGACGCCCCCCCUCCCCCCUCAGGUCUACUCAGGGGCUCACGGAGCCGAGCAGAAGGAAAGAGGACGAAGCCAGACCAAGGUGAAAGGCACACAGCUCCUCCUCCUCCUCCUCUUCCUCCUUCUCUUCCUCUUCCUCCUCCCACUCCACCACCGUCACUGUCAUGUGACGUAGGUCAGAAUGUUGCCACUAAAGGUCAGGAAAGUGACGACCCGCAGGGAAAGGACAGUGACGGCAGGGCGUCCAAUUACAAAACAGGUCAAAGUUCAGAGCCGAGCCUGACGUGGGUUCACGUCGCCCCCAUCCUGUCGCCGGGUAAAACCUGCCCCUCGCACGAGGCCCCACCUCCGGCGGGCAACAGUGAGAACCAGCCUGUGACCCCCACCCCCCUCGUCCCACAGGGGAGGGGCAACCCUGCCACACAGGACAGCGCCGUCUCCUCCACCACGCCUGCCAAGCACCCCGGAAAUCUGAAGAUGCCCCCCCGGUGCCAAAGCCAGCCUGUUGAUGGACAACAGAGGGAGAAGGAGAGGGAGGGGGAGGGGGAGACAGUCGCCGCCGCCGCCACCGCCGUCUGUCAGGGUCAACAACAAUCUACUACUCCUGUCGUACUUGAGCCGUCGCCGGGGGUUUGCCCCGCCCCUUGAAACACCCCAAUGCACUAAAGAAGGAAAGAGCUGACAGCAGCCCACACUCUGCUCAACACUGCUGUGACGGGGAGGGGGGACGAGGGGGUAAAAAUAGGGGGGUAGAUUCUUUGAUGUCAGUGAAAGAAACACAACAAGUCCAGUAACUGUUAGCAUCGAAUACAGAAGAAUAUAUUUGUAUGAAUCGACCAACCGUGAACGGAGGUUUUUAGGGAACGGAAAAAAAAAUGUUGAAAAAGGAAAAAGUUCAAAGGUCAAUGACCGACAAGGGAGAAUCAAAAACGAGAUGUUUUUGUUUUUUUUUAACAGCAGGAAGUUCUUCAUGAAAAUGUGAAAAGGUGACGUUUGUUUUGUUUGUUUUUUUCAGAAUGAAAUCCUGCUUAAAUCAACUUGAAGAAUAUUAGGACAGGGUGAGCCAUGGUUACGUACUGGUGUAGUUGUUAUAUGGCAGGAGUCAUUCACUUGAAGAGAGAGAGAGAGAGAGAGCGAGUACACACACAGGGAGUACACGGAAAUGCAGUAUACAGUACACGUGGUCAGUUGUCGGAUGAGUCGGUUUCAUCCAGACCAGAAUGUAGCCCACGUCAGUCGUCGCAGCCCCCCCCCCCCUCCCCGUCCCCCCCCAACAGCAAUCAUAGCGGCGUGAGUUGUGACGUCCUAACUGCUAACUAAUCAACGACCAGGACCAGGAUCAAUCCAAGGAGGACUAUUCAAAGACUUUCAAGGACCAGCCCCAAGGACCUCUCCAGGACCCUGAAGACCCACACUUAAUUUAUUCAUAUGUUGUUGUUCUGACUCUGCUUUUAUUUAUUCUGCGUAUUUAUUUGAAGGGCAGCUCAAUAUCGCCUCCUGUGUUCAUGCAGGGGAUUACUUUGACCUGACGGGGGAGACGCUGUUUUAAAUGUUUUGUUUUUUUUAUUUCUAUCAUACUGAGAGGACAGUGAAGGAGGUGAGGUUCCUCCUGAUGACCAUGUGACUACUGUGCCUUUUUUUUUUACCAAAUCGUGAGGUUUUCAGAGAGAAGUAUUUCGGUGCUGGGAGCGAACCGCGUUUGGAUCGCUUCCUCGUAUUUUACACUUUAUUCCGUGAAACUCUCAUACGGUCACAUUUUUCACAACACACAACGGCCGCCGUCAAAUACAAGCUGUAGAAAAACCCAAACCCCCAACGCACCAACGUCUCCGGAGACAACGUUCCGAUCCAAACCGGAUCAGUUCGACCUGCACUUAAAGUUGGUGCUCUUGAAAACUUGAAAAAAAAAAUCAAAACAACG
Molecule: messenger RNA, 3358 nt
Organism: Cynoglossus semilaevis (tongue sole)
Lineage: Eukaryota; Metazoa; Chordata; Actinopteri; Pleuronectiformes; Cynoglossidae
Product: circadian-associated transcriptional repressor-like
Exons: 6
Coding region: 736-2085 (449 amino acids)
Biological process (GO): circadian regulation of gene expression; negative regulation of DNA-templated transcription
Cellular component (GO): nucleus
Molecular function (GO): RNA polymerase II cis-regulatory region sequence-specific DNA binding
Source: RefSeq, a predicted model, not a curated record